Molecule: messenger RNA, 2897 nt
Organism: Botrytis cinerea B05.10
Lineage: Eukaryota; Fungi; Ascomycota; Leotiomycetes; Helotiales; Sclerotiniaceae
Exons: 3
Coding region: 611-2350 (579 amino acids)
Source: RefSeq, a predicted model, not a curated record
GACAAGUCCUCUUGACCACUGGCGGACUUGUUGUUGGUCUGCACUGUGCAGUUGUUCUUCAGCCUAGCGAAACGUGAGGAAUUCAUUGUUUUCUGAUCUGGAAUCUCUUGUGCCUGGGAUUGGUCGUACAUGAAAUCCAACCUACCUCCCACCUUCCCACACGCAUAUUCAAACUCAAACGCAAACGCAAACGCAAACUCACACCCUUCAAAGGCAUCCAUACAAUCGCACCAAGUUGCAACUCGAGGAAGAGUCAAGGAGUUUCUAGGCCAACGACAGCUACGACAACGAUUGGCCUUUGCUUGCUCGUCCUCCCCAUUCCAUCCAGGACAGUCAGACGAACGCAACGAGCGCACAAGGCUUUCAGUAACAAGGUACGCUAAAGAGGCACCCAUCGAUUUCCAUAUCCAUACCUGCAGCCUCCUCAUCCCAUCCUUAUUAUCACUCACAAUCGGACGGAGCUUUUCAAAAGCUCGGCCUCUUCAACUUUAAACCAUCCCCCACGUUCAACACAAACACAAAUACAAAUACAAAUACAAAUUACAAUACUUAUAAGUUCUACACAUUAGGCGGUGCGGCUUCGUCUGCCAUAUUGUAUCGGUGAGGUAAAAUGCCUUGCUUCAAAGGUAUUGCUGUCAGUGUCCAUGCUGAAGGAUCACCGCUCCCUGAAUAUGGCGUAACUCGACAAUCAAGAUUCAGUCGUAUUAACACUUACAUCCCCGUCCCUCAACCCAAAAUCCCCCGCGAUUCGACCACCAAUAAACCUGAAGCCGCAAAGUUUGCUAUCUCAAUUACGCUGUUAACUCCAGGUCUUCCUAUCCCUUACAGUACACCGAAAGCAACGCCCGCGAACCCUUAUCCUCAGCCUCAAACUGUCACUGGUUUGCCUGGCUUUGGAGAGAAAACCAAUUUCGCUGGUCAUGUCGGCCCAUAUAUACCAAUCACCAAGUCAGAAAAUGAAACAAUCGCUGCAUAUAUUUAUUUCGAUGGCAGACCAAAGGAAGAAGUGGCCACUCUUCUACGACCAAGCGAAGAGACAUGGGUAAAUUCUCGAUGGGUUCAGGUUCCGGAUUCUGAAGGAGGAGGGUUGGCUGAGCGAGAGUUCUUGUUCCGCGAGGUUGGCCUAGAGCGAUGGUUGAACGGACUUGAUCUUGACGGACAAGAUGCUGCUGCAAGAAUCGAAAAGCGUCGACAAAAGUUCGAGAAGCGUCGUAGGCGCAGAAAGGAGGAAAUUGGCAGUGAUGAUGAACUCGCAGACAUGAUGACACCAAGAAAAAGAUCCACAGCACGAGAGGUUCUACGAUACGGGGCAGAUGACCAAUCGCCGGUCGAGACCGUUUCAGAUGACGAAAGUUUCAGCUCAGACUCGGACGAUGAUGAUGCUCUACCGGAAGCUGCAGGACAAAUCAAGGUUGCUAUGUUUCGGGUACUCGCAUCUGGAGAGAUCAAACGCGGCGAAUACUCUCCACAAUUUGAUGCUCACGACGAUGAUGAGGAAGGAGAGAAAGGCAACGGAGAAGGAGGGGAGGGAGAUGUUGAUCACACCACAAGUUUUGCAAAGCCCAAGACUUUGGAUCCAAAAUCUAUUAGCACACAAACUGUCACUGGAAUAGAUGGGCCUGAUAAGCCUUUCGCGGUCUUUACAUUCUUCUAUCGAGGUCAACGUCAAUUGCAAAAGAUGGGCAUUCUGCCAAAUUCAAAGCAGGAAAAGAUAAACAGUAGUGCUGCGAAACGAAGGUCAACACAGUUCGACUUCGGAAAUAUUAACAAAUUGAGUAAUACUGGAACUGUUGGAUUUUCCGCCUUCAGAGAUAACGACACCUCCGCAAAGCGCAGCAAAUCUAAAAAGAAGAGUAAUGGAAAUGCCGGCAUGAUGGAAGACAGCGAUGAUGACGAUGAUGAUGAUAACGGAGUAAAGAUGGAAGAAGUGGAUGAUAAGGAUGAUCCAAAUAAGACUUUGAGUACAGAAGAUGCAAAGUUCCAAGGAGAACUAGCGGAUGGGGUUGGACGAAUCAAGUUAAAACGCCAAUAUUCCGCUGGAAAUUUGAACAACAACUUGGGCAGAUCUCCUAACUCAGCCAGCAAUACAUCUGGCAAUGCUACUCCCGCUACGGAUGGAGACAACAACAGUUUAACUUUACCAAACAAUGUAUUCGGGAAGAGUCUUGCAGACGACAACUUUGUUGGUAGUCCUAUGAAGAAGCACAGAGCCAGCCUCCUCGGUGACGAGUCUCUGGGCAAACGAAUAGCAGGAUUUUCAAAUAAUCUUGGCAUUGUAGCAGCAGCCGAAGCUGCGCAGACUCCCCUCCCAGAGCCAGCAAUGAAAGAUGUCGACGAAGAAGAGUUAUGAUGGUUAGGGGCCAUAUAGGAUGGAACACUAAAGAUUUUGAUAUAGACAUCGUGGCAUGGCUAUUUUCACGCUAAUGGGUGUCUCAUCUAUCUCUCAAUCUAUUUGAUGGAUUGGAAAGCGAAAACAGGCAUGGCAUGACACGCAGCGAGUGAUAUUUGGUUGGUUGGUUGAUUUGUGAAAGGGGUGGCAGGCUUAUCAUAUCAUAUCAUAUCAACAGUAUGAUUUUUAUACCUGUUAUCCUGAGUCUUCACACGGGAUACCUUGUUUUAUGGAUUGACUGAUUGUUUGCAUACAUCAUAGUAUGUCUUGUAAAAGAUCUCUUUUAAUACCCUGAGCGCCUGCUGCACUAUGGUUUCAUGGCUGGCUUCAGAGCUGAGCGGUGGGUGUUACCUUGGUAAGAACUGCUUUCUUCACUUGACUGCCUCAUGACGGACAGAGAUUAGGUCCGUUUUUACGUCUUCUCGUAUGGGAUGAGUGGUUGGUCAUGCAUACAAACAGACAGAAAACAAAUGAGAUGAAUAAUAUCAACAAAUAAAUUAUGUGGUCA